AUGGAUGCCAUCCAAGCCGUGAAGGACUUUGAGCGCCAGGCUCGCAGCAAGGAGCAACAGCUCGAGCAGCGCAUUCGAGAAAUCGAGGGCUGCCACCAGGAUUACGUGCGGCUAAAGGAGCGCCUGAGUCUGUUUGGACACGUCGACCACACUCAACUCGCGCGUCUCAACGAGGAGGGCGAGGUCUUGGAGCGUCGCGUGAACGAAGUCGUCCGACGUGAAGAAGAGCUGCGCGCCAAGUUGGACAACCCCGAUCAGCUGAAUCAUUCAAGGCAC
This is a messenger RNA of Mesorhabditis spiculigera, 276 nucleotides long. NCBI's taxonomy places the organism in Eukaryota, Metazoa, Nematoda, Chromadorea, Rhabditida, Rhabditidae. The record is from the annotation of a GenBank genome assembly.